GGAUAGCACAAUGUCUUCAUCCACUCCUCGCCGCGAUAGAAACGAACAUUCUUCUACCGUUGAGUUCGAGGAAACCACCACGAAAAAGAACUCAGACAAAACCGAUCCCUCGAAGUGGAAACUCUACGUCGGCGAACUUCCCGACAAAACAAUAAAGAAAAAAAGGAGGGAUGCAAGUAGGUGGCCGCAAUACUGUAUUCUUUCAGAAGAUCAUAUGAGAUCCCUGACAGAAGUACUCGAUGAACUUCGAAAAGACGACAAGACUGAAGUCAGCCUUUACAAGAAUCGCACUCGGCUCUGGAUCCGGAAUUUCGACGCCGAUGGCAACCCCAUUGAUCCGAAGUUGACCGCGGGCUUGCCGCGAAACCAGCUGCCCCUGAAACGUAAAGCCACUACGAUUAGUGAAGCCAACAAGAAGAAAAGGAAAAGGAACGAUCCACCUGCGGACACGAACAAAUCUGCUUCACCGUCGCGUGCCCGCGAAGCACGUCCAGCAGCGCAGUCGAGUGAAGUUGCCAGAGACAAAGAAAGUGCUACACUUCCGAAUAAAGAGAAACCCGCCUCACUGUCACUGAACUCGAGUAAAGUCACCAAGAACAGAGUGAUAAGGAAUACUCCAUCUCCGAACGCGAACGAGUUGGUCCCACCGUCAGGUAGCCGUGAAGCACGUCCAACAGCGAACGCGAGUGAAGUCACCAGAAACAAAGAGAAUGCUUCACUUCCGAACGCGAACCAAGACGCCACGGCUCCACAUAUCCAAGAUGAAAGUUCGACAAUACCUAACUCGAGUGAGGAUGAUCGUGAGAACAUAGAAAAUGUCAAUUGGAACAAGAAAACUCGAGUCGUUAUCGAAGACAGCCAAUCUCCCACAGAUGAGACGAGACCGAGGUUGUCUAUUGCGGAGAAGGACAAAGAAAUCCGGCAGCUGAAGCGGAAGCGAGUGGAGCUAAAGCGGAACCUAGACCGUGCUAAUCGGCGUGGCGAUAUAUACAAGGGCCGAUCCAGGGUCCUGAGGGAAGAGCGGCAAAUGUUAAGGGAGAUCGCCGGAACAGUAAUCUACUGUUUGGAAAGGGCGUACACGCAGACGUCUGAUGAUGACCGUGAUUACCUCGAAGAAGCUCGUCAAGCUACGGACGUUAACGAAUAUCAUGCGCUCAUGGAAUGUGGCAAGAGAAAGGUGGGCGAUAACGACGACAGUAUUGAUGAGGAAGAGUAUAAUGUCAACGCUUAA
Molecule: messenger RNA, 1231 nt
Organism: Aplosporella prunicola CBS 121167
Lineage: Eukaryota; Fungi; Ascomycota; Dothideomycetes; Botryosphaeriales; Aplosporellaceae
Exons: 3
Coding region: 11-1231 (406 amino acids)
Source: RefSeq, a predicted model, not a curated record